AAAAUUUUCAUCAUUUGCCAGCCAGCAGUCGUGAUAUUAACUUUGGCAAUAGACUCCCCACGAAAAACAUUGGAUGAAUUUCAAUAAAACGUAGUUUAAUAAAAGUUCUCUAAAAUGAAAAUUCUGUUAGAUAGUUGUAUUGCUUUUAUUUUGUUCUUCCAUUUAGUUAAAGCAGAUCCACCUCUCCAGUGCUAUGAAUGUUCCUCGGAAUCGGGUGAAAGCUGUGCAGCACCCAACCUGAAUAAAAACGCAGAUCGGUUGACGACAAUUUGUGCUAAUAAUGUGAAAAUGUGCUUUACACAGAUCCAAAAUGGAAAAAUUAUAAGAGGUUGUGUGUCAAAUGAAAAUGCGAACAGUUCAUCCAAAAGGUUAUUGGAUUCGAAUUCUACAACUUACCAGACAUGCUUGACACCAAUGUGCAAUGAUGAAGAAAUUAAGAAAGAAUUUUGUAUAGUUUGUGAUUCUGAGUCUCAUCCGGACUGCAAACAUGAUCCAUCGACUAAAAUGGCCAGGCAAUGUCCGUUAUCCAUCAAGCCACAAGGAUGUUUAAUGUAUCAAAAUCAAAAGAAUUCCGUGAAGCGUGACUGUAUGUCGGCUGAUGAAAAAUUACGCGGACUAUGUUUGAACGAAAAGGAUCAAACCUGUAAAUACUGCUUCGGCGAUGAAUGUAACAAACAACGUUACUUCGCUGUAUGUCAGAGUUGCAAAUCAUAUAAUGCUUUGGAUGAUGAUUGCAUGAAUUCACCUUGGCUUACCGAUCUCGAAACAUGCCAAAAUUACGUGGACGAUUGUUACACUCAUAUUGACGAUAGGAACAUUGUUUCGAGAGGAUGUUUUAGUACAUUUCCUACCGACAAGCACAAUUGUACGGACCCAGACACAUGCUUGCGCUGUAGUGGAGACGAUGCUUGCAAUGAUAUCGCUAUCAAAACCGAAUCAUGUAUCACAUGCGAUAGCAAAGAUCCGAAUUGCAGAGAUAAUGUCUCAUCGAAAAUGCUUAAGAAGUGCCGGUUGUCAACAAAGUUGAUGGGUUGCUAUCACUUGGAGGAAAAUGAUGAAAUCAAACGGGGAUGCAUAUCAGAUGUACAAGAUGAACAGUUUCGUAGAUUGUGCGAAUCAAAUAAGAACAAGUGCAAAGAGAGUGUAGAAAAUGCAUCUAACGAACAAAAGGUAUUCCAGAAAUGCUUGACAGGCAGUCAUUCCGACCCGCAGACUAUUGGUACAGCCACUUUCGAAUCGAAAACUUGUACGAAUCACAAAGAUGAGUGUUAUACACAUGUGGCAAAUAAUGUCAUUCGAAAAGGAUGCCUUAGUGAUGCCAAGACGUUUUUGAAGGAUGGAAUUGACGUUGAGUCUGACUGCAAAGAUUCAGACGUUUGUGAGAAAUGCUCUGGAAGCAUCGACUGCAACAAUAAAAAUAUUCAAAAGGAAUUUUGCAUAAUUUGUGACUCAAAAAAUCAAACGGCUUGCAAUUAUUCUCCAAAUUAUUCGAUGCGUGGUCAAUGUCCGCUAUCAAUCCGACCAUUGGGAUGUUUGCUGUUUGAGAAUGGAACUUCAGUUAAACGUGACUGCAUGUCAACCGAUUCAGAACUGCGCGAGCUGUGUCUGGCUGAGAGUGACACCUGCAAAUAUUGUUUUGGUGAUGGAUGUAACAUAAAGCAACAUUUCUCCUAUUGUUGCAACUGUAGUUCAGCUCAAGAUGGAUAUGCUUGCAUAACGACUCCAUGGAUAACUAAAUUGCAAACUUGUAAACACUAUCUGGACGAGUGUUUUACUCAUAUCAACGAUGAUGGUAUUGUUACGAGAGGAUGUCUCGAUGAUUUCAGAUCGGAUAAGGGAGAUUGUACAAAUAAAGAUACUUGCGUACGGUGCAGCGGAGGAAUUGGGUGCAAUGAUAUUCGUCCCCUAAAAGAAUCGUGCAUAUCGUGCGACUCAAACGAUGAUUCAAAUUGUAGGUCUAAUGUAACAUUAGAAAAUUCAGAGGUUUGUCCCCAGAAAUCGAUUCGUCGCCUGGGGUGUUUCCAUUUUAUCAACGAAACUGGUGGGCACACAAAGCGGGGUUGUGUUUCAAGCUUAAGUACAAAUGAUCGAAACCUUGAAGCAAAGCAGCCAAAUAAAUGGAAAUAUUGCCGUGGAAGCGACAAUUGUAAUUCAAAGACAACAUUUACAAAAUGUCUCGCUUGCGAUUCUUCUGUCAAUUUUGAUUGCAUCUCAAAUCCAACUCUAUCCGGCACUUCGGUUAAAUUGUGUAACAAUUACGAUGACUCGUGUUUUUCCGUUAUUGGAUUUCACAUUGUUGUCAGAGGGUGUUCAAAUGAUAUGGACUGGAAGUCGCGAAUAUCCGAAAAAGUGUGUCAUGACUCUCCAGAAAAGUGUGACAUUUGCAAAAAUAGUGAAAAUGGAGAGAUUUGCAACAGUAAGCGAUUCAAUGGGGCUAAAUGUAUUUCAUGCGAUUCUGAGAAAGACAAGCGAUGUCAUAGUGAACCAGAAUUGACAUACCAAAAACUCUGUGGUUUGGUUAAUUCACCUGACGAAGACUUGGGUUGCUACCUAAUGAGGGAUAGCACUAAUCGAACUAGAAGAGGCUGUGUAUCCGAUCUUACCGCUCAAGACCGCUUCAAAUGUUUGAAUGGCACGGACCAAUGCCAAACUUGCAAAGGAGACAACUGUAAUAAGAAAGUCGAAUUUCAGUAUUGCUAUGUCUGUACAAGCCGAAACGAUCCAAUUUGUGCUCAAACUGAUCCAUCGCAAGCCCUUACGAUGUGCCCAAAUUAUUUGGAUCAAUGUCUGACUGCUAUCGAUUCAGAAGGUUUCACGGUACGGCAAUGUGUUUCGAACCAAACGAGGAACUCAGAUCCCAACAAAUUCUCAAUGCAUAAUGUAUGCGAAGAGAGUAAAUGCAAUGGUAAUAUAUUCCCUGAAAAUCGUUUACAAUGCUUCCAAUGUGACGGAGACCGCUUGUGUGAUCGCCUGAGAACAAAUGAAAAUGUUUCCUUAGAAGAAAAACCGUGCGCCGUGUAUUCAAAGAUCGACCAGUGUUUUAUGUAUAUGGACGACGAACAUAAUAUGCAUCGUGGAUGUCUGACCGACUGGAAAGAAAGUAGGUUAUUCUGUCUAAAACGACCGCACAUGUGUGUGACUUGUAGCGAAAAUGGAUGCAAUAAUCGCACACUAGUCAUUGAACCAACGUCGAAGUGUCACCAAUGUAAGGACUCAACGAACUGCACCUUUGGACUGGUCAACCAGGAUACCAUUGUUAACUGCAACAUGCCGGUGAUUUUCGGAGCGGAAGAAUCGUGUUACACACGAUCGUUUAGUGAUGGCUCAGUUGAGAGGGGCUGCACUCUUGAUGCAGCCGUUGGUGAUCCUGAUUGGUGCAAAGACAUCGAUGAGUGUAAUGAGUGCAAAGGUCACGGCUGCAAUAAUGAAAACAUUCAAUUCAGUUUCUGCUUGCAAUGCCAUAGUACAGACGAUAUCGAUUGCAAAAAUCCCGCUAACGGAACUGAAACGUUCAACGUAAAAUGUGUACCCAUUCAUAAUAAUUCUAGCGUUACUGAUAAUGCGGUGAAAACAGCUAUAUACGACCCAUAUUCAUUUACUGAACGAGGCUGCUACAUAAUCAAUAGAGGUGAUAAAGUACAAAGGGGCUGUUUGGUUGACCUAAGCGUUGAUGAACGGGAGGAGUGCAAAACAAAUUAUUGGUGUAAUACAUGCGAAAAUGAUAAUUGUAACGACGUGGGACUCCCAUCUACAGCUAAUAUCAUCAGAUUGUCAUCAUUCAGUUUUUUCAUUUACACAAUUGUAACAAUAAUACAUUACACACGCAUAAAAUUAAAUAUUAACAUUUAAUUAUGACCUAUAUAUCGACAAUUUUCGAUGGAAUGAAAUUUCGUCAAUAUUUCAUGUUUCUCAUCGAACAAGAGAACAAGUGUAUUGUGCAACAGUUUUGUAUCUAAGGAAUACCAUAUCUAUUCGUAAUAAAAUUGUUUUAUGACGCAAA
This is a messenger RNA of Sitodiplosis mosellana (orange wheat blossom midge), 4000 nucleotides long. RefSeq lists its product as uncharacterized. The coding region runs from base 115 to 3849 and encodes 1244 amino acids. The record is from RefSeq and is a predicted model, not a curated record. NCBI's taxonomy places the organism in Eukaryota, Metazoa, Arthropoda, Insecta, Diptera, Cecidomyiidae. The transcript has 6 exons.